This is a messenger RNA of Papaver somniferum (opium poppy), 2354 nucleotides long. RefSeq names its product serine/threonine-protein kinase STY8-like. Gene Ontology annotation, biological process: protein phosphorylation. The transcript is spliced from 2 exons. Gene Ontology annotation, molecular function: ATP binding; protein kinase activity. NCBI's taxonomy places the organism in Eukaryota, Viridiplantae, Streptophyta, Magnoliopsida, Ranunculales, Papaveraceae. The coding region runs from base 389 to 2155 and encodes 588 amino acids. The record is from RefSeq and is a predicted model, not a curated record.
CAAAGAAUAUAUUUUUAAUUCAAACCAUAAACUCACAAUUCAAGAAAAAACUGUAAAAUUACGUCCAUCAAGAAAAAGAAAAGAAAUCCUAUUCAUCGUACAGAGGCUCUAAUAAUCAAUCAUCAUCAUCAUCACUAACAACAUCAAACAGACAUCUCCAUUUCCAUUUUUAUAUAUAUAAUCAACUCAGUCUCCCAAAACACCAGCAAUAUUAUACCAUCAAGAAACAUCACCUCUCUGUCAUUUGGACACACCAAGAAUCAUGAAUCAUCAUCAAACUAGCAUCAUCUUCUCCAUUCUUCAUAACUAGUUCAUUUCAUUCUUACAGAACCCAUUUUCAGUUCUUGCUUGGUUUGGUGAAGUGGGUUUGUUUGUUAAUUCUUGGAAUAUGGCUGCAGCAUUAGAGUGUUGGUCUGGGAGUAGAGCAAGUACAGAUGAAGAUAUGGUAGAGCAAGUUUUGAUGAAAACCCAGAACAGAUCAGAAUCAGAAUCACAAGAACAAGAUGUAACUAAAGAUUCAUCAUCGUUAUUAUCACCAUCUUAUUCGCUCAUGCAAAAGAAGUUUCAGAAACUGAGUAGAAAUGUAGCUACAAAGCUUAACAACAUCAAGAACGCAUUGAAUCUUGAUUCUCCAGCAGAAUCAAUGGAAACAAGUAGCAGAAAGAUUGUUUGGGGUAGUGUUGUGAAACACUUGACACAGUUAUAUCCAGGUAGUCAACUUCCUGAAAAGCUCAUCUCAAAUAUCAGAAAACAUUUUGAUUCUUUGCCAUUGAGUUAUAUUCAAGCUGGGUUUGAUAUGAAAGAUGUGUUUCUCCAUAUGAAGAUGAUUGAACAAGCUACAGUUGAUGAGAAUCCAGCAAUUUUGAUUCAAGAGGUAUGUGGUGGUGGUGAUAAUAAUGAGGUGCAGCAAGAAUCUGUUUUUAAGCUUACUUUUGUUUGUAAUUCUUCAAUUUCUUGGUCUACAAUGUCUGGGGUACUUGAUAAUUCAUCAAUUUGUUGUAAAAAGAUUCAGAUUUUUGAGAAGAAGUGUUUUACUUUAGGGGUUGUUGUGGUUCAAGUUCAAUCGGGGCAGGAGAAAUUGUUCAAGACUCGAAUCGACUCGGUGUUGAAAUCGGCUGUAUUGAAGAAACCCAAAGGGACUAGUAGUAUUAAGCUUCCAUUUGGUUUGUGUGGUUGCCAAGAAGAGAAUAAUGGGGUUCGAGAAAUCGGAAAUGAAGAACAGAAUUAUGAUGAGAUUGAUAGUCCGAAUUCGAUGCGGAAUGUUCAGUUGGAUUGCCCAUUGCCAAGUUCUUCCUUUGUGGUUUCAGUUGAUGAAUGGCAGACGAUUCAGUCAGGGGGAGAUGAGAUUAGUUCAUGGCUUUUGAGUUCGGAAUGUGUGGAGUUCACUGACCAGGUUGGUCCUAAUUCAUUCAAGGGUGUUUAUAAUGGAUGGCUGGUUGCGAUCGAGAAGAUUAGAGGGUGCGAAAGGGGAAAUGCGUAUCAGUUUGAGAUUCGGCGAGACUUGUUGGAGUUGAUGAGAUGUGGGCACAAGUGUGUUCUGCAGUUUCAUGGAGUUUGCAUUGACGAGAAUCAUGGGUUGUGUGUGGUGUUCAAAUUGAUGGAGGGAGGGUCACUUCAUGAUUUAAUCCUCAAGGGGAAGAAGCUUCUGGCUCGAGAGAUUGUAAGGAUUUCGACGGAUGUUGCGGAAGGGGUUAAAUUUAUGAAUGAUCACGGUGUCGCUUAUAGAGAUUUGAACGCGAACAGGAUACUUCUGGAUCGACAGGGAAAUGCUUGUUUAGGGGAUAUGGGUAUUGUCACAGUCUGCCAGAGCAUGGGGGAAGUGAUGGAAUACGAAACGGACGGUUACCGGUGGUUAGCUCCCGAGAUUAUUGCAGGUGAUCCAGAGAGCGUAACAGAAACAUGGAUGAGCAAUGUGUAUAGUUUCGGAAUGGUAGUAUGGGAGAUGGUUACUGGGGAAGCAGCAUAUUCCUCUUUUUCGCCAGUUCAGGCGGCAGUGGGAAUUGCAGCAUGUGGUUUAAGACCGGAAAUCCCGACGGAUUGCCCGCAAACAUUGCAGUCUUUGAUGACAAAAUGCUGGAACAAUUGUCCUGCAAAACGACCUCAGUUCUCUGAAAUACUGGCUAUAUUGCUAAAACCCAACAACAAGAGUAGAUAAAAAGGGGUAGAGCAUUAAAGCUUCUCCAUAUUAGGUAAAUUUAGCAAAUACUGUUUCAGUAAGAUAAAAUGGAUCGUGUCUUUUCUUUUUUCCCUAUGCCUUUUGUAGGUUCUGGCAUUGCAUGUCCAAAAAUGUAGAUUGGAAAAAGCAUUUUGUAUGCAGAAAAUCAAGAAAUAAAUUCGCUCUUGCUUUUUCUUCA